AUGACCUUCUGGGAUUCCUUUAAUGUAGCUGUUCACAGCAAGCCAGGCUUGCCUGAUGUAGACAAGUUUAAUUACCUGAAGGCCCAGGUUUCAGGGGAGGCAGAGCAAGCAAUUGGGGGCUACCUAAUUUCAGGGGAUAAUUAUGUGAAGGCACUGGCCACUCUCAAGGAACGAAAACUCCCUACUGAAACCAAGCGCAACCUAGCCAGGACACAACAAGGGGGGGACUGGACCAUACAAGGUCUGAGGGAAGCUCUUAAGCAUGAGCUUAAGGUUUUAGAAGCAGGAUUCCCCCUCCUGUUGGAAUCUACACCCACAGCCUCAUUCUUUACCGGGGUAAAGGGGCCUCAUCCCCAGGGGAAAGGCAAGCCCAAGGUCAUUCAGUGCGUUUACUGUAAAGGGAAGCACAGUACACAUAACUGCGCCACCGUUUCUGACCCUAAGGCAGGGAAGGGCAUUGUUGUCAAACUAAGGCUCUGUUAUAAUUGCCUUUCAUCCUCCCAUAUCAGCUCCAAAUGCACAUCAAAGUUUCGCUGCCGUCAGUGCGGAGGUAAACGUCACACCACAAUUUGUGAGAGAGACAAAGGACAAGGUCCUCCCCCUGGGAACAAGGAGCCCCCACCCCAAGCAGAUCCAUCCCAGUCGGUUCAUACCACAUUAGCACCAGCACACCCCUAUGGCAUCCCCCAUGAGUAUCCAAUACUUCUAAAAACUGCCGUAAGCCAUGUCAGGGUUGGAAAUACUAGCAGGGAGGUGAACAUACUUCUCGAUGAGGGCGCGCAACGCUCCUUCAUUACUAAGAAACUCGCUGACGAACUCGGCGCAAAGCCUAUUUCAAGGGAGAAUAUCUCCAUGUCUGCCUUCGGGGCAACAGAAAACUCCCUUAGGAAACUAGAAGUUACAAAUGUUGAAGUAAUCAGUGAGCAAGGGGAUAGGAUUCCUCUCCGGGUGCUUGUUGUUCCACAUAUAGCCACCCCCCUGCAAUGCAAACAUCACACAGAUGUCAGUAACAUACCCGACCUGAAAGGAUUUAAAUUAGCACACCCAGUGUCCAGUGGUAAUUUCGAGAUCAACUUGUUAAUUGGUGCUGACCAUUACUGGGACAUUGUACAAGAUAAGAUUAUCCGAGGGGAAGAGGGGCCCACAGCUAUGCAGUCCAAAUUGGGCUAUCUACUAUCUGGUCCUAGUCAAUGGGCAUCACCCAAUGCUGACCCCCCUGAGAAGAACUUCUUGACUAAUUACCAGGCCACCUCGAUCACUAGAGACGACGACGGCACAUACAUUGCUUGGUUUCAAUGGAAGGAAGAGCACGCCCCUCUCCCAACUAACUUCAGUAUCUGCGAGAGACGCACAAGGGCUACCGCACGACGACUUCACCAGACACCAGAUUUGAUGAAGAGUUAUGACGACAUCAUCAAGGAACAAGAGGCCAGAGGGUUCAUUGAGAAGUUGUCACCAGGCCCCCUCGACCCCAAGUCUGAACGACUGCCUAGAGGUCGGUUCACCUUACCUAGCCGACAUGGGCUCGAUUUUAGUGCCGUUUCGCGCCCACGCUAUUAGAAUUUCCACUGAUAUA
Molecule: messenger RNA, 1576 nt
Organism: Nematostella vectensis (starlet sea anemone)
Lineage: Eukaryota; Metazoa; Cnidaria; Anthozoa; Actiniaria; Edwardsiidae
Exons: 4
Coding region: 1-1560 (519 amino acids)
Source: RefSeq, a predicted model, not a curated record